AGUUCAGUGAUUAAACAUUAACCUGUCUGUCGACUGUUCCUGAUGAUCAGCAAUCUUGACGAAAACAGUUGUAAAGGUUAGAUGACAUUAAAAAAAUGCAUGUAUACAAUAUACAUGCAUGAAUACAAUGUACAAACGACUUGAAAAGUAAAAAGUAGUUUCGCGUUCGUCACAUAACAAGAUCAAGAAUUUCUGGAAUCCUGUUGACAAAUUAUUCAACGUUAUGUGGAACGAAGAUCUGAAUACUAUUGUUCUACCAACAUUGUCUACAAUGAUUUUUUUUUUAUUUACCAUAAAUUUCUUUCGAUAUCUCAUAGGUAGUCCUCAUAUUCAGAUUAGAGAUGUUACAAAAGAACAUAAUUGGAGGGCAAUUAAUGGAACAACCAAGGCGUAUUAUUGCAGUAUUUGCGAGACUUUACUAUUGAAUCUUGAUGCACUUUUCUGUGAUUCUUGUGGUGUGUGCGCAGAUCGAAGUUGCGUAAAGCUUGCUGAUAAACAGCUAAAAUGCAAAGCUAUAACUCUUAAUAAUGAUCAACAGAUGAAGCAUCAUUGGAUUAAAGGUAAUUUGCCACUUGUUGCUAUGUGUUACAUCUGUGAAGAAGAAUGUGACAUUGAACCUGGUCUCACAGACUGGUGGUGUUGUUGGUGUCAGAGAUGUGUUCAUGAAACAUGUAAAUCUUCUCUCUCUGAAAUAUGUGAUUUUGGAAAGUUCAAAUUAAUGAUCAUUCCACCAGGAAGCUUAGAAGUAAUAAAUCGACGAAGUACAGUGAGACGUAGACUGCAUCUUCGUUCUGUUAUACCACCAAACUGGCCUAACUGGAAUCCGAUUAUUGUUGUAGGAAAUAGGAAAUCAGGAAACAAUGAUGGAGGCCAGAUUUUGUCUUUGUUUAGAAGGUUAUUGAAUCCUGCGCAAAUUGUAGAUUUAGCUGAACGUGAUCCGGUCGCUGCUCUCGAAUGGUGCCGUUUGUUGGGAAAAGAGAAAAUCCCAUCCACCAUACUCGUAGCCGGCGGCGAUGGAACCGUCGCUUGGUUAUUAAAUACCAUUAACAAGCUCGAGCUGGAGCCUAUUCCAUCUGUAGCAAUCAUUCCUUUGGGGACAGGCAACGAUCUAUCUAGAAUAUUAGGAUGGGGAAAGGAACACGAUUCGCAUUUGGACCCCAUGGAACUGCUGCGGCAAGUUCAAGCAGCGGAGAAAGUGAAACUUGAUAGGUGGUCUGUGAUGAUAAAACCACAUGGCGGAUUGGGAUUCAGAGGAUCGUAUCGCAACUUAUUUAUGUACAAUUAUGUAAGCGUGGGUGUGGACGCGCAAGUGACUUUGAACUUUCAUCGCACAAGAGAGAGUCGAUUUUAUCUCUUUAGUCAUAGAAUAUUUAACAAGCUGUUGUACCUGUGCUUUGGCACGCAACAAGUUGUGGAAAGGGAGUGUAAGGAUCUCGAUAAAAGUUUAGAAGUUUAUUUAGACGACAAGAAGAUAGAACUACCUUCUAUUGAGAGCGUAGUGAUACUUAACAUUCCAUCUUGGGCCGCCGGCGUCGACCUAUGGAAAAUGGGGAUGGAAGACGACAAAAAUUCAGGAGUCCAAAGUAUUAACGAUGGCAAGUUGGAAGUUGUAGCACUUUAUUCUUCAUUCCACAUGGCUCAGCUUCAAAUAGGUCUCUCGAAACCACAUCGGAUUGGCCAAGCUAAUACUGUAAAGAUAAAAUUAUCGCGGUCAUGCGCUAUGCAAGUUGAUGGUGAGCCCUGGUAUCAACAUCCGUGCGAAUUCAACGUAACAUACUGUAAUCAGGCUUCUAUGUUGAUGAGUAGCAACUGUUAAAUGUAUGUCGCGUGAACUUAUGAGAAUUUGCACAACUGCAUUUAUUUAUAUAUUACUAUGUGGAUGCCAGCUAAUAUUUGCUAAAUCUGUUAACUUAAUUACUUGAUAACGGCAAAUUGGAUAUAUAAAAUAUUAAAAAGGAUGUAAGAAGGAAAGAUGAAAAACUCUAGUCAAUGUUAUUUCACAAAAAAAUAUUCUUUAUAUAUCUUUUAUGAAAUCUGUUUCAUAAUUCUAUUUAUUGAUGCUUAUAUAUUUAUAAUAGAAAUAUAUAAAUAAAAUAAAAUAAAACGUGAAUAAAA
Molecule: messenger RNA, 2115 nt
Organism: Monomorium pharaonis (pharaoh ant)
Lineage: Eukaryota; Metazoa; Arthropoda; Insecta; Hymenoptera; Formicidae
Gene: Dgkepsilon
Product: diacylglycerol kinase epsilon
Exons: 11
Coding region: 224-1816 (530 amino acids)
Molecular function (GO): ATP-dependent diacylglycerol kinase activity
Source: RefSeq, a predicted model, not a curated record